AGGUAAAGCGGAGUGUGUGGAGAAACGAACAAUUCUAGAGGAACAGCAUUUACAAAGGACGAAUGAUCGCGUGAAUGAAUUCAAGCGAGUGGUGAACAUUCUGAAUGAGGAUUUAGACUUUGGGAGUGCUCAAGAAGCGAUGUAUGAUGCCAUCGCAUGUGAUAUCAGCAUGACGGGAAAGCCAUUAUCUCGCUGGUGUGAAUUUGUUCUGGAGCAUAUGAGUGCUGAAAUGCAUGAGGAAAUAAACGUGGCGUUAAGACAUAUGAAAAAAUUCUUCAUUUUGAACAGUGACGAGAACUUUAAGGCGUGUAAAUAUUUAUUAUUUGUGGUGGUUGAUGAUCAUCUGAAUAAUAACGACGUAAAAACAUGGCAAGAAAUGCGAUUUGCAUAUUGUAAUUUGAUAAGUGAGGCGUUGAAGCAUAAGCAAAUUGAUAAGUUGCUUCUCCCAUACCUGUUCACCGCAGAUCAGAGGUUAACACAAAGUGAAAUAGCGCAUACGGCUCUGACAUCUGUGUUUUUCAUAUUUCUACAGAGUGGUUUCUCUGAGAUUAAACAAAUACAUAUCGGAGGUGUGUGUAGCAAUGAGUCAUAUCAUAUGUACUAUGCGAAUGAGUUGGAAACGAUCGUAAGGAAUAUGCUGCAUGCUGAUGAUGAGAAUUGUAAUCCGGUGGUAGUGAACACUUAG
Molecule: messenger RNA, 685 nt
Organism: Anisakis simplex (herring worm)
Lineage: Eukaryota; Metazoa; Nematoda; Chromadorea; Rhabditida; Anisakidae
Source: the annotation of a GenBank genome assembly